This is a messenger RNA of Pongo pygmaeus (Bornean orangutan), 4169 nucleotides long. RefSeq names its product deleted in azoospermia protein 1-like. Gene Ontology annotation, molecular function: protein binding; translation activator activity; mRNA 3'-UTR binding. Bases 209 to 2278 code for a protein of 689 amino acids. NCBI's taxonomy places the organism in Eukaryota, Metazoa, Chordata, Mammalia, Primates, Hominidae. Gene Ontology annotation, biological process: 3'-UTR-mediated mRNA stabilization; positive regulation of translational initiation. The transcript is spliced from 24 exons. The record is from RefSeq and is a predicted model, not a curated record. Gene Ontology annotation, cellular component: cytoplasm.
AGUCGGCCUGCGCGCCUCAGCCUGGCGGUUCUACCUCCGAGGGUUCACCCGCCCUUGGUUUUCCUUACACCUUCGCCUUUGGCUCCUUUGACCACUCGAAGCCCCACAGCGGGUUCCAGCGGACUUCACCAGCGGACCCAGAAGUGGUGGGUGAAACACAGCCUCUGUUCCUCCUUGAGCCUGUGGGGAGCUGCUGCCUGCCGCCAUCAUGUCUGCUGCAAAUCCUGAGACUCCCAACUCAACCAUCUGCAGAGAGGCCAGCACCCAGUCUUCAUCAGCUGCGGCUAGCCAAGGCUGGGUCUUACCAGAAGGCAAAAUCAUGCCAAACACUGUUUUUGUUGGUGGAAUUGAUGAUAGGACGGAUGAAGCUGAGAUCAGAAGCUGCUUUGGUAGAUACGGUUCAGUGAAAGAAGUGAAGAUGAUCACAAAUCGAAGUGGUGUGUCCAAAGGCUAUGGAUUUGUUUCAUUUGUUGAUGACGUGGAUGUCCAGAAGAUAGUAGAAUCACAGAUACAUCUCCAGGGUAAAAAGCUGAAGCUGGGCCCUGCAAUCAGGAAACAAAAGUUCUGUGCUCGUCACGUGCAGCCAUGUCCUUUGGUAUUUAAUCCUCCUCCUCCACCACAGUUUCAGAACGUCUGGAGGAAUCCAAACACUGAAACUUGCCUGCAGCCCCUAAUCACGCUGAAGCCUGUAACUCAGUACGUUCAGGCUUAUCCUGCUUACCCAAAUUCAGCAGGUCAGGUCAUCACUGGAUAUCAGUUGCUUGUAUAUAAUUAUCAGGCACAUCCUACUUACCCAAAUUCAGCAGUUCACGUCAUCACUGGAUAUCAUUUGCCUGUAUAUAAUUAUCAGUCUGCUGCAAAUCCUGAGACUCCCAACUCAACCAUCUGCAGAGAGGCCAGCACCCAGUCUUCAUCAGCUGCGGCUAGCCAAGGCUGGGUCUUACCAGAAGGCAAAAUCAUGCCAAACACUGUUUUUGUUGGGGGAAUUGAUGAUAGGCCGGAUGAAACUGAGAUCAGAAGCUGCUUUGGUAGAUACGGUUCAGUGAAAGAAGUGAAGAUAAUCACGAAUCGAAGUGGUGUGUCCAAAGGCUAUGGAUUUGUUUCAUUUGUUGAUGAUGUGGAUGUCCAGAAGAUAGUAGAUUCACAGAUACAUCUCCAGGGUAAAAAGCUGAAGCUGGGCCCUGCAAUCAGGAAACAAAAGUUCUGUGCUCAUCAUGUGCAGCCGCGUCCUUUGGUAGUUAGUCCUCCUCCUCCACCACAGUUUCAGAACGUCUGGAGGAAUCCAAACACUGAAACUUGCCUGCAGCCCCUAAUCACGCUGAAUCCUGUAACUCAGUACGUUCAGAUGCCACCACAGCGGCCUGUUGGGGAGCAAAGGAGUUAUGCUGUACCUCAGUCUGCUGCAAAUCCUGAGACUCCCAACUCAACCAUCUGCAGAGAGGCCAGCACCCAGUCUUCGUCAGCUGCCGCUAGCCAAGGCUGGGUUUUACCAGAAGGCAAAAUCAUGCCAAACACUGUUUUCGUUGGUGGAAUUGAUGAUAGGACGGAUGAAACUGAGAUCAGAAGCUGCUUUGGUAGAUACGGUUCAGUGAAAGAAGUGAAGAUAAUCACAAAUCGAAGUGGUGUGUCCAAAGGCUAUGGAUUUGUUUCAUUUGUUGAUGACGUGGAUGUCCAGAAGAUAGUAGAGUCACAGAUACAUCUCCAGGGUAAAAAGCUGAAGCUGGGCCCUGCAAUCAGGAAACAAAAGUUCUGCGCUCGUCUUGUGCAGCCACGUCCUUUGGUAUUAAAUCCUCCUCCUCCACCACAGUUUCAGAACACCUGGAGAAAUGCAAACACUGAAACUUGCCUGCAGCCCCUAAUCACGCUGAAUCCUAUAACUCAGUAUGUUCAGGCUUAUUCUACUUAUCCAGAUUCACCAGAUCAAUUUAUAUCUAUAAAUUCCGUCAUCCCUGGAUAUCAGUUGCCUGUAUAUAAUUAUCAGGCAUAUCGUACUUAUCCAAAUGCACCAGUUCAGGUCAUCACUAGAUAUCAGUCGCCUGUAUAUAAUUAUCAGGCAUUUCCUGCUUAUCCAAAUUCACCAAUUCAGGUCACCACUGGAUAUCAGUUGCCUGUAUAUAAUUAUCAGAAAUCUGUGGACCGAAGCAUACAGAUGGUGGUAUCUUGUCUGUUUAAUCCAGAGAGCAGACUGAUAAAUUCUGUUGUUACUCAAGAUGACUACUUCAAGGAUAAAAGAGUGCAUCGCUUCAGAAGAAGUUUGACAGUAUUUAAAUCUGUUUGAUCCUCUCAGCUGUCUAGUUUUGUGGGAAGUUGGUGGUUUUGAAUAUUAAGCUAAAAGUUUUCCACUGUUACAGAAAUUCUGAAUUUUGGUAAAUCACACUGAAACUUUCUGUAUAAGUUGUAUUAUUAGACUCUCUAGUUUUAUCUUACAUUGAAACUGUUCUUCCUUAGAUGUUUAUUUAGAACCUGGUUCUGUGUUUAAUAUAUAGUUUAAAGUAACAAAUAAUUGAGACUGAAAGAAUGUUAAGAUUUAUCUGCAAGGAUUUUUAAAAAAAUGAAAUUUGCAUUUUAAGUGUUUAAAAGCAAAUACUGAUUUUCAAAAACAAGUUUUUAAAACCUGAUUUGAAAGCUAAGAAUUUUGAUAGUCCGAACACAAGCAUUUCACUUCUCCAAGAAGUACCUGUGAACAGUACAGUAUUUCAGUAUUGAGCUUUGCAUUUAUGAUUUAUCUAGAAAUUUACCUGAAAAGCAGAAUUUUUAAAACUGCAUUUUUAAUCAGUGGAACUCAAUGUAUAAUUAGCUUUAUUGAAGUCUUCUUAUCCAAACCCAGUAAAACAGAUUCUAAGCAAACAGUCCAGUCAGUGAAUCAUAAUGUUUGUUCAAAGUAUGUUAUCUUUUAUCUAGAAUCCAUAUAUAUAUAUAUCCAAUUCGAUUGGGAUAGUAAUUAGGUAACUAAAAUUCUGGGCCUACUUUUUUAAAGAAUCCGAGACAAACUAAACUUUACUAGGUAUAUAACCUUCUCAAUGAGUUACCAUUCUUCGUUUUUAUUAAAAAAAAAUUUGUUCCUUGAAAUGCUAAACUUAAUGGCUGUAUGUGAAAUUUGCAAAAUAACUGGUAUUAAAGAACGCUGCAACUUUUUUAUGUCACUCAAAGAUUAAUCAGGAAUUGCUUUUAUAAAAACAUUGAAGUAUUAGUUACUUGCUAUAAAUAGAUUUUUAUUUUUGUUGUUUAGCCUGUUAUAUUUCAUUUUGUAAAAUAAAAUAUGUCCAGAGGAGACAAAAUAGGUAGUUUUGAUAUUUCUAAAUCACGAAAGUUGUUUAGUAAGUAUAUCUUAAGAAUCUGCUAGAGUUAAAGUUAAUGUUGUUUCUAGAUUAGGUAGUGUCCUCAUUUUAUAUUGUGACCACACAGCUAGAGCACCAGAGCCCUUUUGCUAUACGCACAGUCUUUUUUUCCCAGCCUCUUUUACUAGUCUUUCAGGAGGUUUGCUCUUAGGACUGGUGAUGUAAAGAAUGGAAGUAGCUGUAUGAGCAGUUCAAGGGCCAAGCCGUGGAAUGGUAGCAAUGGGAUAUAAUACCUUUCUGAGGGAAACAUUUGUAUCAGUAUCAUUUGAUCUGCCAUGGACAUGAGUUUAAAGUGGCUUUCUGGCCCUUCUUUCAAUGGCUUCUUCCCUAAAACAUGGAGACUCUUAAGUUAAUGUAGUUACUAUGGGCCAUAUUAGUAAUGCCCACUGGGGUCUAUGAUUUCUCAACAUUUUCAUUCUGAAUCUGAAGGAGAGAGUAUUUUAACUUUAGAAUUCUCAAGAGGGCUUUAUUACACCUCAGAAAUCAAAAGCACCAUGAAUUUGUCCAUUAAAAAUCACCCAUAGUUUUUUUAGUGCUUUAACAUUCUGAUGUACAUCAUUCUGUGAUUAAAUCUCCAGAUUUCUAUAAAUGAUACCUAUAUUCUAAAGAGCUAAUUCAGAUUAUUCCGAUAUGACCUUAAGGAAAAGUAAGGGAAUAAAUUUUUGUCUUUGUUGGAGUGAAGUAUUUAAAAGCGUAAGGUAAAAGAGAUACUAAGUCCUAAACCUUUCAAAAUGGAAAAUUAAUUCUGAACUUAGAAAAAUGUUUCUGCUACCUGUUGCUGAUACUGUCUUUGCAUAAAUGAAUAAAAAUAAACUUUUUUCUUCAAAAGUG